This is a messenger RNA of Nicotiana attenuata, 462 nucleotides long. RefSeq lists its product as uncharacterized. Bases 1 to 462 code for a protein of 153 amino acids. The record is from RefSeq and is a predicted model, not a curated record. The transcript is spliced from 2 exons. NCBI's taxonomy places the organism in Eukaryota, Viridiplantae, Streptophyta, Magnoliopsida, Solanales, Solanaceae.
AUGUCACCUGAGUUCGAGAUAACGAAUAUAGGGCUCAUGUCAUACUACUUGGGCCUAGAAGUGAAGCAGAUGGAGGAUGGAAUUUUUAUCUCUCAAGAAAGCUAUACAAAAGAGAUGUUGAAGAAGUUCAACAUGCUCGAUUGCAACCCCGUGAACACACCGGUGGAGAGUGAGACAAAAUUGUCCAAGUUUGAUGAAGGAGAAAAAGUGGAUCCAACAUUCUUCAAAAGCCUUGUGGGAAGUUCUAGGUACUUGACUUGUAUUAGGCCAGAUAUACUCUUUGCAGUUGGAGUACUAAGUCGCUUCAUGGAAGCUCCUACCUCCACUCACUUGAAGUUCAAAGAAACAAUCAAUUGUUACUCUCUCGACCUGGGAAGCCGAAUACGUAGUAGCAAUGUUACGUACCCGUCAUGCUAUAUGGAUGAGAAGAUUAUUGAAGGAGCUAAAUUUGAUACAAAUUGA